Peromyscus maniculatus bairdii (prairie deer mouse) is the source of this 1395-nucleotide messenger RNA. It is a transcript of the gene Arl2bp, whose product is annotated as ARF like GTPase 2 binding protein. The record is from RefSeq and is a predicted model, not a curated record. Gene Ontology annotation, cellular component: mitochondrial intermembrane space. Gene Ontology annotation, biological process: positive regulation of tyrosine phosphorylation of STAT protein; maintenance of protein location in nucleus. Lineage: Eukaryota; Metazoa; Chordata; Mammalia; Rodentia; Cricetidae.
CGCUUCCGUCACAAUCCUCCGGCCUGAAUCUUGGCCGUCAACAAAACCUAGGGCCUUGAGCUGCCAGGACUGGCGGCGGCCUUACCGCCCGUCUCAGGCCACUCCUGAUCCAGUUACCUACCCUCUAGGCCGGUGCUCCUCCGGUGGUCACACUCACCACCAAACAGAUAGACCUCUCUGGCCUAAGAGCCAGGAUGCGCUCCUCCGCCUCUGAUGCAGAAUUUGAUGCUGUGGUUGGGUGUUUAGAGGACAUUAUUAUGGAUGAUGAGUUCCAGUUACUGCAGAGGAACUUCCUGGACAAGUACUACCAGGAGUUUGAAGACACAGAAGAGAAUAAACUCACCUACACCCCCAUUUUUAAUGAAUAUAUUUCCCUGGUAGAGAAGUACAUUGAAGAGCAGCUGCUGGAACGGAUCCCAGGCUUCAACAUGGCGGCUUUCACAACAACGCUGCAGCACCAUAAGGAUGAAGUGGCUGGUGACAUCUUUGACAUGCUGCUCACAUUCACGGAUUUUCUGGCUUUCAAGGAGAUGUUCCUGUACUACAGAGCAGAAAAGGAAGGCCGAGGACUGGACUUAAGCAGCGGCUUGGUGGUGACUUCUCUGUGCAAGUCCUCUUCUACCCCAGCUUCCCAGAACAACCUGCGGCACUAGGUCCCACCGUCAGACAUGCGUGUGAUCACCAGGAGGUCACCUGCCCAGCCGGCUCAGAGAAACACGGGCUACUGAUGACAGAUGCAUCUUCGUUCAUGUGAAGUUUUGAUGAGUCCUGGAAAACAUGACCGACGCUCCUGGCCCUUGUCCAGAAACACCGUGUAGUCAGUAACCUCCGUCCGUGCUCAUCCCUCCCGCCCCAAGUCAGGCACACACACCCCCAGGUGCUUCAGAGUGACUCCUGGAGCAGGCCCCCUGUGCCACCUCACCUGGGGCCCUCCCCAGCAGUGUGGUAGUGCAGUGUGUCAUCAGGGUGGACAACACACCCUCGUGAACCCUUCCUUCAUCCCGGCAGACUUUACAUGCGUCCUUGUGCACCUGUUCUGACGUGGGUCAGUUUCAGUCCUCAGCCUCACUGGGGUUUUUGUUAGGGAGUGUUUAUCUAGGGAGCUCCUGGGGCCAACUGUCCUGACUUCUGAGUCUCCUGUGACUACAGCGUGCCUGGCUGUAGGAAUCAGUGAGAGAUGUCCUCUCCCCCCGGUGAAAAGGAACUCCCAUCUUACAUCAGCAUCCUUUCCACACAGUCCUGCUGCUCUUGCCGCAGGCCCAUCAUUCCUCUGUCUCUAAGCAUUCUUUUCAAGAAACAUUUUUAUAGAUGAAAACUCAGGCUAACCUAGUGAGUAUGAUCUUGGAACGCCCACGAUCGACCACUUCAAAGAUCAAAGUAUUAUAUGCUGUGUGC